AUGAUUCAAUUAUAGAGUUAAUAAAAUAAAGCAAAAACCUGUAGCCACUAAAAGGAGAGAGUGAAAAAAAUCUUUAAUUAUUUAAAACUAAUAAAAUAGGAGUACAGUAGUAGCAAUAAUAAGUAGUUGCUUGAGUUUCACACUUUGGCGCAAACUGGAAAUCUCGUCGGUUCAAUGUCUUCGGCUUUUGGUUACCGUGGCAACUGCAAGUGAUUAGAGAGAGAAAGCGAAAAUGGAGGUGGAGAGAAGAAAGGUGAUUCUAGUAUGCUGCGUCGUCGGAUUUCUCGGUCUGCUAUCUGCUGCGACAGGCUUUGCUGCGGAAGCUAAGCGGAUUAAGGGUGGGCAGGUCCAGUUUCCCUCUCCUGAAGAAUGUAUAUAUCCCAGAAGUCCUGCCCUAGGCCUUGGUUUAACGGCGGCUGUUGCUCUCAUGAUUGCUCAAAUUAUCAUAAAUGUUGCAACUCGAUGUGUUUGUUGUAGAAAAGGCCCACAUCAGUCAAAUUCUAAUUGGACGACAGCUCUGAUCUGCUUUAUCAUUUCAUGGUUUACAUUUGUCAUAGCAUUCCUUCUAUUGCUAACUGGCGCAGCUCUGAAUGAUGAGCACGGUGAAGAGAACUUGUACUACACCAACUACUACUGUUAUGUUGUAAAACCUGGCGUUUUCGCUGGAGCUGCUGUGCUGUCUCUUGCCAGUGUCAUUCUGGGGUUAAUCUACUAUCUAACCUUGAAUUCAGCAAAGAAUGCAUGGGGUGCACCUGUCCCUCCUCCUCAAAGUCACAUUGCAAUGGGGCAACCUCAUUUUCCUCCUCAAGAUCCUUUAUUCGUGCACGAGGACACUUACAUGAGGCGCCAAUUUACGUAGUCACUUGGUCUUGUGUCUGUAGUGAUUAUGCCAAUUGGUACAAAAUUAGUCUCUUGCUUUUUCAGUCUUCAGUGAAAAGCCUUUUGAGUGAUUUGAGGGAUGUGAAAAUGGUAGGUUCCAAAAAGAACUGAUCCCAAAACAGAACGAAAGAAAAGUGUAGCAACCAUUUUUUUAAAUAAAAAGAUGCAGUU
This is a messenger RNA of Salvia miltiorrhiza (redroot sage), 1050 nucleotides long. RefSeq names its product protein MODIFYING WALL LIGNIN-1-like. Bases 233 to 859 code for a protein of 208 amino acids. The transcript has 3 exons. NCBI's taxonomy places the organism in Eukaryota, Viridiplantae, Streptophyta, Magnoliopsida, Lamiales, Lamiaceae. The record is from RefSeq and is a predicted model, not a curated record.